Messenger RNA from Fulvia fulva, 642 nucleotides. RefSeq names its product Ubiquitin-like-conjugating enzyme ATG10. The record is from RefSeq and is a predicted model, not a curated record. The transcript is spliced from 2 exons. Gene Ontology annotation, cellular component: intracellular anatomical structure. Gene Ontology annotation, biological process: macroautophagy; protein modification by small protein conjugation; protein lipidation. Gene Ontology annotation, molecular function: Atg12 transferase activity. NCBI's taxonomy places the organism in Eukaryota, Fungi, Ascomycota, Dothideomycetes, Mycosphaerellales, Mycosphaerellaceae. The coding region runs from base 1 to 642 and encodes 213 amino acids.
AUGUCAAUAUCAGCUAAUGACUUCCACGUCGCUGCCAAAGGACUCUCUGACACACGGCUCAAACUGGAGGACCAAUCUAGCUGGGAGCAAGUCCAGCUCUUGACAUUAUAUGGCUCGAGCUAUCUACGGAUCACCAAGCCGCUGCCGGCUGGCGAAGACCAGAACGCCCGGCGCGAUAGCAGCGAGUCUGCAGCAGAUCUGGCACUGCACGAGGUCGACGAGGAAGCACUCCCGGUUCAGCAACAUCCAACAUCUGCCAGUCCACGAGUCAUCUACGACAUCGUCCAUUCGCCAUCGUACCAAGUCCCAGUCCUGUACCUGACUUUCAAAGACUUCCCGAGCGGAGCACGACCUUCGCUCGACGAAGUCUAUGACCUGCUCGUCCCAGCUGCUCACCAGAGCCAAUUGGAGUCCGUUGGGGUAAUGGGAGCCUUGAGCAUGGCGGAGCACCCGGUCACAGGCACGCCUGCGUACUUUGUGCACCCGUGUCGGACGCAAGAGGCUAUGUUAGCCUUGGUCACGGAGCGUACUGUCAAGCCACAGGACUACCUUUUACUCUGGUUGGGCGUGAUCGGCGGAGGUGUUGGGCUGAAUAUGCCCAUUGAGCUAGCACAGAUGGUGGGCGCGUCCUCGGGUCGAUAG